Dama dama (fallow deer) is the source of this 1385-nucleotide messenger RNA. RefSeq lists its product as uncharacterized. The coding region runs from base 236 to 1072 and encodes 278 amino acids. Lineage: Eukaryota; Metazoa; Chordata; Mammalia; Artiodactyla; Cervidae. The transcript is spliced from 5 exons. The record is from RefSeq and is a predicted model, not a curated record.
UCAGUCAUCGGCUGGAGCUGGAACAGACUUGGGGAGCCUGGGCGCUGGAGCAGAGUGCUGGAGCAGUGUGGCUGGACAUCUUCCCCCACCCCAUCUCUGUUCAUGUAACUGCAGGGUGGCCACGCGUGACCUCUACAGGCAAGGCCAGGGCAUGAGCCUUCAAGGCAGGCUCUGCAACAUGUGUCAGCUCGACUCCCUGGAAUGACGGACCAGAGGUGGCCCUACUGCCAGGCCCAUGGCUCCGAGCCCAGGGAUGUCCUGCACUCACACCGUGAGAGCUUGGGCUGCCGGUGAAGACCUGCAUGCUGCACGCUCCCCACCACGUGUGUCUCAUCGAGCUCUGCUGACGACAGGCAGCCUCCCCCCCGCCCACACCCCCACACCCACCAGCGCAUCACAGAUCCAAGCAGGACACCUUCCUGGAUGGCUUCAGCCUCAGGUAUUUGUCACCUGCUCUUCGACCAGCACCUCCAUCUGCCUCCACCCGCCCUGCAUCCUGCCCUGCAUCCAGCUUCCAGACUGGACUCCUCCACACAUCCCUACACAUGCUUCUUCUAUAAGAGGAGGCUGUCCUGAUCUAGAGGUGGAUGGAGAAGAGGCAGUCAGAGAACGCGGUAUGAAUGCUGUGACAGCAGACACUAUCUCGUCCCCACAGGCCCCUCUAUGGGCAGUUUCCUACCGUGAGCCUCAGCAUCUUGGCCCAGGGCAGCCCUGGGUGAGGAGGAGCUUCACUCACGGGCAGGGCAGGCCGGGAGCACCAGGGACCCGUGAGCCAUGCUGCGAGGAGAUGCGGAGAGUGCUUCAACUUCUCAGUGCUCAGAGAGGCAAGAAUUUAUGUAAGAAGAUGAUGAAAAGGAACAGGUCACUCAACGACCUAUUGGAUGGAAUAAAUUGGGGAAACCCAGCAGAUGUCACAUUCACCAAGGGAUUUGUGUUGACAUCACCCAUCAUGAGACAGAUGGACAUCUUGUGCUGGACAAUUCGAAGCACCAAGGAGGAUGCAAAGUAUUUCAACUGGAAGCUUGCUCACAGUGUUCAGUUCAGUUCAGUUCGGUCUCUCAGUCUUGUCUGACUCUUUGUGACCCCAUGGACUGCCACACGCCAGGCUUCCCUGUCAAUCAUCAAUUCCCGGGGUUUACUCAAACUCAUGUCCAUUGAGUCGGUGAUGGCAUCCAACCAUCUCACCGUCUGUUGCCCCCUUCUCCUCCCACCUUCAAUCUUUCCCAGCAUCAGGGUCUUUUCAAAAGAGUCAGCUCUUUGCAUCAGGUGGCCAAAGUACUGGAGUUUCAGCUACAACAUCAGUCCUUCCAAUGAACGCCCAGGACUGAUCUCCUUUGUGAUGGACUGGUUGGAUCUCCUUGCAGUCCAAGGGACUCUCAAGAGUC